AUGGACCUUCAAUUGCGUCCUGCUCUGGCGCCUGCCCCCGAUAUCGACGCUAGUUCCUCUAAUGCCGCCGAAACGCGUUGGGAAGAACUGGCUCACAAGCACUGGCUGGACACUGCGCCGACCAAGGUCAAGCCGGAACUGAUCAAAACUGCGAUCUGGGAUCCCUUGGAACAAGAAUCCUUCGCCCUUCGGCCGCUUGCACUAUUAGAGAACUUGCAAAUCCUCGAGAGAUUCCUUUGGCCUACCUUUUCAGCCGACUCCUCCAACCACCACGUCCUUCUCAUCGCCGUCUUCUUCAAUGUCAAACAACGUGCGCAUCUUCAAGAUUGGACCUUGUUCACAGACCGGCCUCGGGACUUCUCGCAACUGUUCCGACGGAUCCUUUCGCUGAACCUGGACUCCUCGCUGUCCAUAUUUUGUCGGCUGUCGCUGCUACACUUUGUCAUCGGCGCUUUUCAAUCGCUGGAGAAGGAACACGUCCGCAAAGAAUGCGCUCCGCUCGUCUCGAUCUCAAUAUGGCACACUCUACAUGAUGACAAGUCUAGAGACAGGCUGCUGGAGGGAAAUCCUGCCAGGAGAAAGGCAUGGAGAGCUGCGCAGCGACGAUUCGAUGGCGCAGAUUCGGAGGCACAGAAUCGGCUGCGAUUUGAUAGAGCAUGGCUGUAUGCGAUGCUGGUUGAUUUUUUGACGCGGCUUAACGCUUCAAAACUGUCCACCUCUCAAGAGGUAGUAUACUGUGAGCGUUUCGUGGAGUUCCUCAUCGACCUUGUCAGUCAACUACCAACGAGACGAUACUCGAAUCCUCUCCUACAGGAUCUCAACAUCCUAGCGAUCAUUCGAACGUCCAGAAUGUAUGACAGAGAGGAUGCUGCUAUCUUACGCGAUCUGACAGAUCUUUUCGAACACUUCCAGUGCUUCCCCGUUGACGAUCUGGGCAACAGUGACUCCAGCCCCGAGGGUCUCCGCAAGACUCAUUACGAAUCGCUGCAAAGGUUACAAAGACUUGCUCUCCAACAUUUUGAAAAGAAGUUGAAGGUCCUUGCGUUGUCGAAUUUCGGGUCUAUCGAUAAAAGAAGCGACCUCGAGUCUCAUUUUUCGACACUGUCCGAUUCGGAAUUGCAGGAUUUGUGUGUCCAUCUUGGUAUUCGAACCACUUACCCAACGUCAGCUGGAAUUACUGCAAAUCGAGCUGUCAUGAUGGAGAGCCUCCUUUCAUCAUUCUCAAGGCCUCCAGAUUUCAAAGAGACCAUCGCCAAGCUGUCUGUUUUCCCCACGGCCGAAUCAAUCUACGAUCCCAAAUUACUUAGGAACGAAUCGUACGAUGGCUCUCGACCGCUUGGAAUCCCGAAAUUAAAUCUCCAGUAUCUGACUCUUGGCGACUUUAUGUGGCGAUCGUUCCAGCUCUAUCAGGCUGAAGCAUUUUACGGAAUCCGAAAAGAUUUAGAAGGUAUCGUUAAGCGAAUGAAACCAAAGACAGGAAAAGAACGGGGCAGCACAGAAUUUGAAGGAUUCUCCAAAAUGGCCCUACCAAUUUCGGAACCUGCAAUAAUUGAAAUCGGCCAGACCAAGGUUGGACAUCUCACGCCCAGCUAUGUGCGAACCGAAGUGAUUCUGGAUGUGAGCAGACUCACUGACGGCAUCAGACGGGAAUGGGAAAGCCUGAGGCCUCACGACGUUGUGUUCCUGCUAGCAGUUAAAGCACCAGAUCGUUCUCGACUGCUGACCAAUGGCCACGCCGAGGAGCAAGCAGAUGAGCAACAAUUAUUCACAUCCCUGAGAGCUGCUGAAGUCGUUCAAGUAUUGGACGAUAAUGGUCGAGCUCUACGGGACGUCCAAACCAAUGGCUACUCCUCGAGGCCGCGGAGGAGACGUCUUUUGCUUGAUAUGGAUUCCACGUCGCUUUCUGAGGACAAGUCUAGACUUGUCAACGGCUCAGUCAGUGCAGGUCUCAAUGUCAUUGCUCGGAGACAGGGCCGAGAAAACAAUUUCAAACCUGUUCUGGAAACAAUUCAAAAGCUGGUCUCGUCUCAGACAUCCCUUCCCUCCUGGCUUCAGGAGGUGUACCUGGGCUAUGGUGAUCCAAAAAGUGCUAGUUUCACCUCACUCCCCAACCAGAUUAAGUCUCUGGACUAUCUGGACACAUUCCUUGAUUGGCAGCAUCUGUUGGAUAGUUUCCCUGGCAAGACGGUCGAGCCUGCUGCAGGACAAGAUUCGCCGCUCAAUCCACCUUUUGUUCUGCGGACGGUCACACAGGCAGCCGAGGAGCCUCCAGCGAACCCCAAAAAGCGACGCCGUGAGCAGAUGGAGCAGGAUUCCUCCACGGUCACGGUGUCCACCUACAAACCACCGAACACUGGGCCAUAUCCCACGGAUGCGCGCAAAGCGAAUACAAUUCGCUUCACGCCGAAGCAGGUAGAAGCGAUAGUAUCCGGGGUUCAGCCCGGUCUUACUGUGGUUGUUGGACCUCCCGGGACAGGAAAGACCGACGUGGCCACUCAGACCAUAAAUCUCCUCUAUCACAAUUUUCCCUCUGAACGCGUCUUGCUGAUCGCACACAGCAACCAGGCGUUGAACCAGUUGUUCCAGAAGAUUAUCGCCUUAGACAUCGAUCCACGCCAUCUCCUCCGUUUGGGCCAUGGAGAAGAGGAACUCGAGACUGAGGCGUCGUACAGUAAGUAUGGCCGUGUCGACUCGUUCCUAGAGAAUAGGCAACUGUAUCUUGCCGAAGUCAAUCGACUUGCAGCAUCGAUCGGCGCCACGGGAGCUCACGGCGGAUCUUGCGAGACGGCGGAAUAUUUCAACCAGGUCUUUGUGAGACCCGCUUGGGCGCGAUUUUGGGAUGUUGCCAACGGCGACGAUGCCACGACGGAACGGGUUCUCUCUGCCUUUCCUUUUUACAAAUACUUCAGCGAUGCGCCUGUUGCAGAUCUGUUCCCUCCCGGUGUCUCACUAGAAGAGGCUCGUGAUAUAGCUUCUGGAUGUCAACACCAUGUCGACAAGAUCUUUUCAGAGCUCGAAUCUAUCCGGCCCUUUGAGAUUUUGAGAAGUAAUCGAGACCAGGCAAACCAUCUUCUCGUGAAAGAGGCCCGGAUUAUUGCGAUGACGUCCACGCACGCAGCCAUGCGACGAUCAGAGAUUGCAGAACUGGGAUUUCGCUACGACACGUUGAUCAUGGAAGAGGCAGCACAGAUCACCGAGAUCGAAUCCUUCAUUCCAUGUGCCCUGCAGAACCCAGAUGUGAAGUCUGGAGAGCUGCCACUUAAGAGGAUCGUGCUCGUCGGUGAUCAUUUGCAGAAUUCUCCGAUCAUUCAAAACCUUGCCUUGCGGCAAUACGCCAAUGUCGAACAGUCGCUCUUUCUGCGCCUGGUCCGGCUGGGUGUACCGACCAUUCACCUAGACCAGCAAGGUCGUUGUCGACCGUCCAUUGCUGAACUCUUUAAAUGGCGGUACAAUAACCUUGGAAACCUGGCGUUUCUCAGUGAGCAGCCGGAAUUCACUCGAGCCAACGCCGGCUUCCGAUUUGACUAUCAAUUUAUCGACGUUCCUGAUUACCAAGGGCAAGGAGAACGCGAGCCGACUCCUCAUUUCAUCCAGAACCUAGGUGAGGCGGAAUACGCCGUGGCUUUGUAUCAAUAUAUGCGGUUGCUGGGCUAUCCCGCGCGAAGUAUCUCCAUUUUGGCAACGUACGCUGGGCAGCGAGCGUUGAUCCGGGACGUGCUCGAACAUCGAUGCAAGAACAACCAGCUGUUUGGGUUGCCUCGCAUUGUGACAACGGUAGAUAAAUAUCAGGGCGAACAGAACGACUAUGUGAUUGUGUCACUGACUCGAACACGGUCAGUCGGCUACCUGCGAGAUGUGCGCAGAUUGACCGUGGCACUCUCGCGUGCCAGGCUGGGCCUAUAUAUCCUUGGACGUCGGGAGUUGUUUGAGUCUUGCUUCGAAAUGAAGCCUGCCAUGGAUUUGCUGUUGCAGAGACCGGAUCAAUUGGUACUCACCACCGGCGAGAUGUUCCCCACGGAACGUUUGCUGGGUGACGACGUGCUCGGUACGGAGAUGGAAGGCGUGGAACAUUUGGGCCAGUAUGUGUACGAGAUGACACAGGCGAAGGUCAAAGCAGUUGGCGGGCAAGUCACAGUUGUUGCCGGAGCUGACAGUAAGGAUGCAUAUGGCGAGGCUGAGGCUGAGGAGGAACUUGGCCAGGUCGAUGAGGAAGAUCCGCUCCACGAGGUGGCAUAG
Capronia epimyces CBS 606.96 is the source of this 4236-nucleotide messenger RNA. RefSeq lists its product as uncharacterized. Lineage: Eukaryota; Fungi; Ascomycota; Eurotiomycetes; Chaetothyriales; Herpotrichiellaceae. The coding region runs from base 1 to 4236 and encodes 1411 amino acids. Gene Ontology annotation, molecular function: helicase activity; mRNA binding. The transcript has a single exon. Gene Ontology annotation, cellular component: catalytic step 2 spliceosome. The record is from RefSeq and is a predicted model, not a curated record. Gene Ontology annotation, biological process: mRNA splicing, via spliceosome.